UUGACAUUGACAGGGAAUGUCAAAAGUCAAAAGAUAAAGCGCGACCUGUAUUAUCCUUUUCAGUGAAACCUUCUUAUAGAAGCAAAGUGAGACAUGGCCCCGAGGAAAGGAAAAACGCCCAAAGAGGAGGUCCAACUGUCCCUUGGACCGCAAGUACGCGAAGGCGAGAUAGUCUUCGGCGUUGCCCACAUUUUCGCCAGUUUCAACGACACAUUCGUACAUGUCACCGAUUUAUCGGGCAGAGAAACCAUCUCGAGAGUCACCGGAGGCAUGAAAGUCAAAGCCGACAGGGACGAGGCCUCUCCCUACGCCGCUAUGUUAGCUGCACAGGAUGUAGCAGAGAAGUGCAAAACGCUAGGAAUCACGGCCCUGCACAUCAAAUUGCGCGCCACCGGCGGCAACAAAACGAAGACCCCUGGACCGGGGGCCCAGAGCGCUUUGAGAGCCCUGGCUCGAUCCAACAUGAAAAUAGGCAGAAUCGAAGAUGUUACUCCGAUUCCCUCGGAUUGUUGCCGUAGGAAGGGAGGUCGUCGCGGUCGCAGGUUGUAGAUCCAUCUACUCCGGUAUUUUUUGUUUAUAUAUUUAAGUAUAUAACUCGUUCAUUCCGGCAAUACAUGUUGAUUGAACAGA
Molecule: messenger RNA, 630 nt
Organism: Phyllotreta striolata
Lineage: Eukaryota; Metazoa; Arthropoda; Insecta; Coleoptera; Chrysomelidae
Source: the annotation of a GenBank genome assembly